UGUCAAAUUAAAAUCAAGUUCAUUUUUUCAGCGCCUUGCAUCGAUGUCCGGUGAUCGUGUUUCGUGCCGCUAAAAGCAAACGUGGGGCGUGUUCUUUUGCUAAACUCAAUAGAAACCUUCUGUAGCACGGGUGUGAGAGUUGUGGCUGAGCUGAAUCUUGAGAAAUAGUAUUUGACAGUCACAAUAUUAGUUAACAUCGCUCUUCGUGUUUCCACACUGUUACCAGGGCGAUGGCUGACUUGAGUUUCAUUCCCGACCUCCCCAGUGGGCCUCUGGACUGCUACAGAAGUACCGCAUCCUUUGAUUGGAAACAAUUAAAGCUAAGCUUAGAAGGAGACCUUGAUUUGUUGAAAUUGAAGUACAAGAUAUGGAAGACUUUAGAGAAGGACCUCCUGUUUGCUCCACCCUCCGUGACACCCUCAGUGGAAGAACAGAAAAGAAUCACUCAACUGCAACUUAAAAAAAUAAAUAACUACAAAUUCAUGACAUAUGAAAUGUUCAAGUCUAGUUAUAGCAAAAGGACGCGUGCAAUAAUGACGAUCAACGAGGCGGUGCAGUCCGUGAACCCCAGCGUGUCAGUGAAGAUGGCCAUCGGCAUCUACUUGUUCUCCAACGCGCUCCUGUCACUCGGCACUGAGCGGCACUACAAGUUCUUUGAGGCCACCAUUUGGAACCGGGAGAUACUAGCGAGCUUCGCGCUGACAGAAGUGGCUCACGGCAGCGACGCGCGUCUCAUGUGCACCACGGCUUCCUAUGACCCCAAGAGCCGCGAGUUCGUGGUACACACCCCAGACUUCAAGGCCGCUAAAUGCUGGGUUGGUAAUCUAGGCCGCACCUGCACACACACGCUGCUAUUCGCGCAGCUCAUCACGCCAGACGGCACCAACCACGGACUGCACGGGUUCGUGGUGCCGGUGCGAGACCCCGCCACGCUGGAGACUUACCCCGGGCUGGUGGUGGGGGAUAUGGGAGAGAAGAUUGGGGUUAAUGGCAUUGAUAAUGGGUUCAUAAUAUUCAACCAGUACCGGAUACCUCGGGAGAACUUGCUGAACAGAACUGCUGAUGUCACAGAAGAUGGCGUUUAUGAGAGUUCCUUCUCAGAACCAUCCAAGAUGUUAGGGGCUGCACUAGAGAACCUUUCCGCAGGUCGCAUAGGCAUAAUGCAGGAGAGUUGCCACACGAUAUCGAGCGCUGUGGCUAUAGCAAUAAGGUAUGCGGCCACGAGGAGGCAGUUUGGCGCUAAAGAUGACGAAAUACCACUUCUAGAGUAUGAGUUACAUCAAUGGCGUCUUUUCGGCUACGUGUCAGCAGCAGUCGUGUUCCGAGUGUACAUAGAGAAGUUCGCAAGAAUAUACCUGAAUAUUGUAGAGAAGUCAAACGCGGGACUCAAAGUGGACAACUUGAGCGCGGCGGUUUCAGAGAUCCACGCGAUGGUGUCGUGCAGCAAGCCGCUGCUCACGUGGACCACGCUUGACGCCGUACAGCAGUGCCGCGAGGCCUGCGGUGGCCACGGCUAUCUGAAGUGCGCAAACCUGGGCGACCUCCGCUGCAACCACGAGCCGACCGUCACCUACGAGGGAGACAACAACGUGCUGUCCCAGCAGACCGGCAACUGGCUGCUGCGGCAGUACGAGCAGGCGGCCGGCGGCGUGGACUCCCCGCUCGGGACUGUGACCUUCUUGACCAGGUGCCAGGAUAUACUGGAAGACAAGUUCUCGUGUGACAGGACUGAGCAGCUGAAGGAUGUCAAAUUCAUAACAUCAACAUACCAAUGGCUGCUGUGCUGGCUACUGAAGGAAACACACCAACAGUACGAAAGCGAGGUAUCUAAAGGACAGUCGAAGUUCGAAGCAAAAUCCAAAUGCCAAGUGUACAGAUGGAAGACAUUAUCCAGGGUCUACGCAGAGUACCUCGCUAUUAUAUUCUGUUCAGAGUCUGUCAGUCAGGAAGAUACAGGACUGAGGCCGGUGUUAAAUAAGUUGCUAGUUAUGUAUGGACUGUGGUCUUUGGAUCAGCAUUUGGUGGAAUUAUAUCAAGGUGGUUUCGCAAGCGGCGACUCUCUAGCGCGCCUGCUGCGGGAGGCCAUCUUGGAAAUGUGUGCGCAGCUGAAGCUCGAGGUGGUGAGCGUGGUGGACGCGCUCGCGCCCACCGACUUCGUGCUCAACUCUGUGCUCGGGAAGAGCGAUGGAAAUCUAUACAAGAACCUGCAGAAGGCUCUGUUCGGCGGGCCGGGCGCCAUGGAGCGCGCCUCCUGGUGGCGGGAGGUCGUCAACUCGGCGCCCUCCAAACUGUGAGCUAACACGGGUUAUAAUAUUGAUAGUUUGGGUUAAGUUUGAGGCGAAACUUGAGGGAUUGUUAAUUGGGGUAACGUAUGCGGCUGUUGGUUUUCAUGAGUGAAAAUACGUCAUGUUACCUUUCAGGAUGUUUUUCGGCACAAUUUUUAUUGAUUUUGCUUGUACUUUCGAGUGAAAAGUUAGAUGUUUCUAUGUGCCAUACGGGAUUUGAUAAGUCAUGCAAAACGGCCUUUGGUUUAGUUUUUAUUUGUAUCACUGUUAGAAGUAAAGAUAUCUAAUGUAAUAGUAAUAGAAUUUUAUAAAAUAUUCAUCUAAAUGUCGUGUAAUUGUUAAAAACAGGGACUUCAUUCUAUAGAAAAUAAUUAAAUUUUAUCAAAUGUGUUCUACUAAUGUAAUUAAUAGACCACUAAUUGUAGAUGAAUCGUUCACCAUCAUAAAAUUUUAUAUAAUAGAGAAUAGUUCUGUAAGCAUUCCAAAAUAACAAUGUUCUUGUCUGUUGUAUGCAUUUUUUUUAUCUUGCACAGACUUAACCGACUCUAUCCAUGUAUUUAUAAUCGUUAGAUAGAGUAUAUAAUAUGUUUGUACGUUGUACCUAGUUAGACGUGCCAAACAUUCUCGAUUAUUCAAGAAUAGUAUAUAAAAACAUUUUAAAAUGAUUUAUAAAGAAAAAAGUAAGUAUGUAUUGACACAGUGCAGUGCAACAGUGCAAGAAACACGAAUGGCUUAUACAUUUAAAAAAAAUCCAGGAAAUAACCAGGAAUUUAUUUUUUAUUAGGUAUUUCCAGAUGUUUUUUGAAUUUUGAAACGAAUACUCACCGGUAUGUUUGUAAUGAGUCGCUCUGGUAAUAUUGACAAUCGUACAAUGUGGUCUAAAUAUAAAAUUUAAACUAAUUUCAUCAAAACACAUUUAUGCUUGAAUUAAGUGAAUGUUAUGUAUGUUACCAAAUGUGGUAUCUUUCAUAUAUUUAUGUAUAGGUACUUGAUUUUUUAUCGCACCUAUUAUGCACAUAGUGAUUUAACUGCACAUUUGUGCGUUUUGUUAUACCUCGUUUAAGAAGUAUUAUAUUCUGUUAUAUUUCCAACAGCUAUGGUCUAGAUCUAGACUAAUGACUAGGUAUAUAAUAAAUUAACUAUUUAGUUCAAUUUAUUUCACAUAAUUAUUGUUUGAGCGAGAUGUGUAGUGUCAUAAUUUGUAAAUGCGCAUUUAUUUUGUACUAAAUAUAAUUUGAAAUUAUUCUGUUACUGAAAUAAAUAUAUUUUUUAUAUUUUAAUAUUCAUGGCCGAAAUGAAAUUAAAGUAAUUUUGUAUCUAUAAAAAUAUGGGAUUAAUCUGAGAUUUCCAAAAUAUUUUAAAUAAAUAAUGUUAUUAUUCUUUUUUCGUAUAAAGAAAUUAUGUGAAUAAAUUCAAAUCACGGUAUACCUACAAAUUUAACGAUUUAUUUUUGUUUAAGAUUUUAUGAAAUUGUUCAAAUGUUAAAAUCAUGGUAACAGAAGGAAUUUAUGCUUUUAAAUAAACUUGAUCAUUCCUUCAAACCGUCUAGAUAUUUUUUUAUAUUUUAAUAUUAAUAUUGUAUAGAAAAUUAUAUGUGUACCUAUAUCACUCCUUAGAAGUGCCUUCCACUAUUAAAAUAUAUAAUUAUACCUAUAUGUUAGUUAGUGUUUGGUGUUAUUUUUUAGAUAAGCUAAAUGUUCGUAAUGAGAAUUUGUUCUCCGAAAAUAAAUAAAUAUUAUUAAUAAUAA
Molecule: messenger RNA, 4033 nt
Organism: Plutella xylostella (diamondback moth)
Lineage: Eukaryota; Metazoa; Arthropoda; Insecta; Lepidoptera; Plutellidae
Product: peroxisomal acyl-coenzyme A oxidase 3
Biological process (GO): lipid homeostasis; fatty acid beta-oxidation using acyl-CoA oxidase
Cellular component (GO): peroxisome
Molecular function (GO): FAD binding; pristanoyl-CoA oxidase activity; fatty acid binding
Source: RefSeq, a predicted model, not a curated record